Messenger RNA from Strongylus vulgaris, 174 nucleotides. Lineage: Eukaryota; Metazoa; Nematoda; Chromadorea; Rhabditida; Strongylidae. The record is from the annotation of a GenBank genome assembly.
UCUUUUGUCAAUCAAUGGGAAGUUUGCUAUGGUUCCAUCUACCGUAUUGCUCGCCAAAAUAGUGACCCAGAAAUGAGCGUAAAGGUGGGAGCAGGAGUUCGUGCUUGGCUAGGCGCUUACGCUUCCGUGAAGACUCUUCAGGAUUCAAGCCCUGCACUUGCUUUUGGAUGUUAG